AUGUCAUCAUCAUCUCCUUUGUUACAAUCAGCUUAUGACCCUACAAAUACAUACUUGGCAUCGGCCAUCGUAGAGCUUGAUUCGCACAAAUUAAGAGUUCAGUCGAUCAACUCAGCCCAGUCAUCUCUUAACACUGCAUUUAAACUUAACUCCAAGCUUACAUCUAUGGAGUGGGGGUUCUUCAAUGCAUCUUCAUCUUCAUCAUUAUCAAAUUCAAUUGAAAAUGAAUUCAUUGCUAUUGGAACUGCCUCGGGAGUCAUCCAGAUCUACGCCCCAUCUUCCAAUGAGAUCAUAUCCGAGUUGAUCAACCCAACCAACUUAUCGAUCUCCGAUAUCCAUUACUCAACAAUCACAAACACCUUAUGGACUUGCGACUAUUCAGGUCAAAUCCUUGAAUGGGACUUAUCUACCUUUUCAAUAAUUCAUACCAUUAGUAUCAAUGAUUUUUUGACUGAGAACUUGUCCACCGAGCAAAUUUCCAAAAUUUCUACCAUCAAGUAUGCCAAUGCAAACCACUUACUCAUUGCUACUCACUCAGUCUAUCUUUAUGAUAUUGCUAAUAAGAAAUUGGUCAAGGCAUUUCCAGCGCACAUCCAACCAGUAAAUACAUUACUUCCAAUCCCUUCCAAUCCUGAUUUAUUUUUGACCAGUGCGUCGAAUGAUAGAUUUAUCAACUUGUAUUCUAUAAGCAAAGUUUCUGCAGUUCUGAUCUUUGUCACCCAGUCACCAGUUUUAUCAGUCCUGCUUGGUGAAUACAACAAGAAUCACUCAAUCUUGACUGCAAUUACCGAAGAGGGAGUAGUUGAGGUAUUCAACAACGCCUUCAGCGGCACCAAUGGUAGCGUUGAUGGAACGCCAAACAGAAAGAAGAGAAGACAAAUCCAAUCAAAGUCUAACAACUGCACAAUCAAAUUGACUCGUCCAAUUGCUGAAAGAAAGGAAGCAACCGAUUCCACACUCACGAUCACCACAGUUUCAGUUUCUAGUGACAACUUGAUCGUGUCAUGGUUAGAAAAUGCAUCAAUUCCAUAUUUUGAAACCAUCAGCUGGUUGGAUGAAUCCACUGGAGAACUUGCUCUUGUUACUGACAAGGUAAUUGAAAAAUCCAAACCAAACACUUUUGCAACUACUCUUCAUUCUACUUAUGGCCACGACAUAGCAGCAAACAAACAUUAUAAUGAAGGGAAUGCUAUCGUCUCUGAUGGUACCAAUUUAAAGGAUGUAGCUAACGUUAGUGAUGACGAAGAUGAUGAAGAUGAAGAUGGUGAAACAUUGGCAGAAAAAUUGGACAAGCUUGCUACUAAUGGAUCCAAAUCUAGUAAGAACGACCAAAUUAAGAAAAAGGUUAAUGAUAAGAAAAAGUUAGGCGGAACUACUUUAACCAUUAUAUUGUCACAAGCAUUGAGAAAUAAUGACCACUCGUUAUUAGAAACUGUGUUAGCAAAUCGUGACCCUCAAGUUAUUCAGAACACUAUUGCUAAGCUUGACUCUAGUCUUGCAGUUACUUUGUUGGACCGUUUGGCUGAACGUAUAGCUCGUCAAACUUCCAGAUUUGACCAAUUAAACUUCUGGUUGAAGUGGAUUAUUAUUAUCCAUGGUGGUAUCUUAACCAGCUUACCAAAUUUGAACUCAAAGUUAUCCAACUUGCAUGCUAUUUUGCUGAAGAAGGCAGAUGUCUUACCCAGAUUAUUGGAAUUACAGGGUAGAUUAAACUUACUUUAUCAACAGAUGGACCUUAAACGUGAGAUUGUUGAAGAAGAUGACUUAAUUGAAGGUAAGGAUGAAGAAAGUGAUGUCGAAUACGUCGAAGAGCUUGACGAUGCUGAAUUUAAUGGUGAUAUUUCAGGAGAUGAUUUUGAUAUGGACGGUGAAGAUGACUUCGAUAUGGAUGAUGAAGAUAUAGAUGAAGAGUCAGACGACGAAGAUGGAGAAGAAGAUGAUAUUGUGGCAGACGUAAUGACUUUAGAAACACCAGAAGAUGAAGAAGGAUAUAGUGAUGUAGAGAUAGGGGUGAGGAAUGACUUAAUGAAUGAUGAGGACGAUGAAGAGGCUAAAGAAUCCGAUUUGAGGGUGAAGAAACAUAUUAAGAAUUUGAAAAAUGCAAAGAAGCAACUCCAAAAGAAGUAA
Dujonia railenensis is the source of this 2127-nucleotide messenger RNA. NCBI's taxonomy places the organism in Eukaryota, Fungi, Ascomycota, Pichiomycetes, Serinales, Debaryomycetaceae. The record is from the annotation of a GenBank genome assembly.